UCCAUUAGAGGCACUUACAGUAAACCUGGAUGGUCCUGUCCUGGGAUUCCCAGCAGAGCAAAAUGAGGAUGAUUCAGUCACACUUCCUGUAAAAGAUCACAACACCAACGGAUAACAAGCCAGUCAACACUGCCUGCGCCUCUCUCGAUCAAAGGAAAAUGAUCAGUGAUCCGGCGCUGGAGAGUGAUAUUAAAUGUGCUGUGUGUCAAGGCAUUUUGUCUGACCCGACCACUAUACCAUGUGGACACAACUUCUGCAUCAAGUGCAUCGAAAGGUGCUGGGACAUGGAGGUGUACUCGGGCACCUACACUUGCCCACUGUGUAAGAAUACCCUCAGCAGGAGGCCAACUCUGAGCAGGAACACUACACUGGACAGCAUGGUCCAAAAUUUCCUACGGCUGAGGACUCUGUUGCCUAAAGAGGACAGCAUGAAGACUCAGCGUGACAUCGCAGACAUGAAAGAGAGACUGAAGAAGCAGACACGAGAGAGAGAGGAACACCUGGAGAAGCUGAGAGCUGCAAUGGUAUCCCUCGAGCAAUCGGCUGAGGCAGCGGUGCAGGACGGCGAGGGGAUUUUCAACGAGCUGCUGCGCACCUUGGAAGGCAAGAGAGCGCGGCACCAAGAGCACAUCAGAGAGAGGAAGAAAGCCCUGCUGAGCCGAGCGGAGAAAGAGGAGAAGCAGCUGAUCGCCCAGAUCUCCAUUAUGAGAAGAAAAGACAUGGAGCUGGACGGUCUGGUUGCCCCUGUGCAGAACAAUGGCCAGUUCCUCCAGAAAUGGCAAGAGAUCAACAACACUCUGCAACAAGCAAAACAACCCACAGUGGUCAUCAAUAACAGACAUUUCUUCCCGUUUGUUAAGACUGAUUUGAAGGAUUUGAGAGACACUGUUGUGAACAAAUGGGAUGAGGCCUUAGAGAGCAUUCACCAACAAGUUAACGAUGUACAGAUUUUGCAAGCACCACAAAUCAAACCACGCAAUAAACCAGAUCUAGGUGUCAAGAAACAUGUCAUUGUCAACAAAUCCUUAGAUGUCCCUGAAAAUGACCACAUGAAAGAUCAGGGGCCAACCAUACCCAAAAGAGAGCCACCUGUAAUCACCCCAAAGCCGGCUCCAAUAAGAAGAAGCCAGACAUUCAUGGAAAAACCAACAACAUACAUGUCCUUGUUCAGUGGAAAGCCUGCUGACAGCUCUGUGACCAGAAGGGACUUGUUAAAGCAUGCCUGCUUUCUGUCCCUGGAUCCUGAGACAUGCAACCCCCUCUUACAGCUCUCUGAUGUCAACAGAAAGGCAAUGUGGGUGGACCGUCGUCAGCGCAGGCCAAGCCUCCCCAAGACGUUUGACCACUGGGAGCAGGUGCUGUGUGUGGAGGGCCUGGUCGGAGGGCUCUGCUACUGGGAGGUGGAGUGGCGGGGGAAGGGAGUCUUCAUCGGCGUGGCCCUGGAGGGACUCUGCAGGAAGGGCAAGGGCUUGGAGUGCGGGCUGGGUCGCAACGCCAGCUCCUGGAGCCUUCACUGCACCGAUCGCCAGUACACGGCCUGGCACAAUGACAUCGAACAUGAAAUCACCACCAAAAGCUUCUCCCCCAGGAUUGGUGUGUUCUUGGACCAGCUGGACGGGACACUGACGUUCUACAGCAUCUCCAACACGGUCACUGAGCUCUAUAUGUUCAAGGCCCAGAACUUGCGCGGCCUCCUCUUUCCUGGCUUUGGAGUAGGGAGAGAGUCGUCUGUGAAGCUUUGCAUGCUGGAGAAACAUAACUCACCAGUACUGUGCUGAGCGAGGACGCACACACACAACACAAGAAUGAUGCAGUUUGCGUAUUAACUUAUUCUGCAAAUUGCAACUUUGAAACUCGCUCGAUCAUUGAGAUCUGUGUUGACUGGCCGCAAAAGCUGCAUUAUGCAGAAAAAAAAUAAAUUAUAUAUAUAUAUAUAUAUAUAUAUAUAUAUAUAUUAUUAUUUCUCUGCAGGAAGUUCACAUGAUUCACUGCACUUUAUUCUGCAUGUUUUGCUUUUUGUUUAUGUGAUGUUGGCCUGGUUUAGUUUGCACAGAAAUAUUUGCAUCCUCUAAUUACCUGCGGCCCACCAUCUGCGGUCUACAUUUGGGUAGAGGGGGGGAGUAAUGAUCCAUGCUGGAGAUGCAGCCAUAAUUAGGCCGGCUGGAGAAGAAGAUAUCGUCUUCUGACAAAUGACGUCUUAGGUUAAUUCCAAACACAAGCACAAAUAAUUGGCGCUGCAAUCUGUUGUGCAAUAAAAACCAACCAUGAUGAUUAUGGAGUGAAACAGAGAUAAUACAGAGUGAGAAAUUCUUACCGCCUCUCAUGGUCUCCUGAGUGAGAUAAGUGUGAGAGAUUCACUAACCAUAUAAAAGCUCUAAUUGCAGAGUGGUUCUGGAGCACAGUGAGACAGAGUCUGCUCGAAGUUUGUGAAAACCUGUCUGUGUAGAAUUCAUUGAAACAUGCC
Messenger RNA from Sardina pilchardus (European sardine), 2464 nucleotides. Its product is annotated as E3 ubiquitin-protein ligase TRIM39-like. The coding region runs from base 159 to 1778 and encodes 539 amino acids. The record is from RefSeq and is a predicted model, not a curated record. Lineage: Eukaryota; Metazoa; Chordata; Actinopteri; Clupeiformes; Clupeidae. Gene Ontology annotation, molecular function: protein binding. The transcript has 11 exons.